CCCCCAAAAAAUUAUAUCUGCAAUCGCUGCAAAGUACCUGGACAUUUUAUCAAAGACUGUCCUGAGCGUGCGAAUGAAGAGUCUGCUGUACCACCAGAAAACUACGUUUGUCGAAUCUGUAAUAUUCCUGGUCACUUUUUGAACAAGUGCCCUCAAAAAGAUACACACGAUAAGAAGAGCAAUGGGCGACAUGUUAUAGUCCCUGAUAGCCUUGAUGCUUGCUGGUUCUGUCUUGCAAACCCAAAGCUGGCAAAGCAUCUGAUCGCAUCUAUUGGCACACAAGUGUAUGCUACCCUUGCUAAAGGACCACUUGUGAUGCCCGGAAUGCCUGAAGCCACAGUUCCUGGUGGCGGUCAUAUUCUAUUGAUCCCUAUCACUCAUUACCCCACUCUCAAUAAAAUUCCCGGCGAAUCCCGAACUGAGGUUAUUGAUGAAAUGGAGAAAUACAAAAUGGCCCUGAAAUCCAUGUAUGACAAGUACAACCAGGACAUGGUAGUGAUUGAGAUGUCUCGGGAAUCCAUUUCAGGUCUAUCCCAUGCUCACGUCCAAGUUGUGGCUGUACCCAAAAAUAAGAGUGAAAAUCUAGAGAAUCUCAUCAAAAAUGAAUUUGAACUUCGGAACAUGGCAUUUGUUGACCAGAAUGAUCCAGAGGUAUCUUACUUUAAGAUCGAUAUUCCCAACGGGAAAUCGUUCGUCUACAUUAUUCCAACAAGACUUAAGUUUAAUAUGCAAUUUGGAAGACUAUUGCUGGCAAAAGCCCUUGGCCACCCUGAACGUGAAGAUUGGAAGGCAUGCUCUCAAACAAUUGACGAAGAAAGAAAUGCAACUGAAGAUUUCAAAAAAGCUUUUAAGUCGUUUGAUUUUACUAUAUAA
Messenger RNA from Phycomyces blakesleeanus NRRL 1555(-), 873 nucleotides. RefSeq names its product CCHC-type zinc finger transcription factor. Gene Ontology annotation, molecular function: zinc ion binding; nucleic acid binding; RNA lariat debranching enzyme activator activity. The record is from RefSeq and is a predicted model, not a curated record. Gene Ontology annotation, biological process: mRNA splicing, via spliceosome. The transcript is spliced from 4 exons. Lineage: Eukaryota; Fungi; Mucoromycota; Mucoromycetes; Mucorales; Phycomycetaceae. Gene Ontology annotation, cellular component: post-mRNA release spliceosomal complex. The annotation marks the transcript as partial.